AUGGGCUUUGAAUCAAUAAACAAGCCGGAUAAGAAUCAGAAAAAAGGGAUUCUCGAGCGGGUUGGGCAGAUGUUCGGUGCGAAGAGCAAGCCUUCAACGGGAGAAUCGAAGCUCGAACAAAAGAAAUCGGAAAAAAGGAGCCAAAAACCCUCCGAGAUUUCAAACUUCAAAGAUGAACUCGCCACAACCUCGGGAAACAAUGGAGAAAGUAGUUCAGAGAUGGAUAAUAGGGCUGAGAAACGCAACUCUGUGCCAAUUGAUGAACAAGUGGCCGAAGUUCUGAGGGAACGAAAUCUACCGGAAAAGGUCAUCCCUGUGCAAAUCAGCAAAAUGACGGAGAAAAUGAAACAAGACCUUUUGGAGGCCAACUCGCGGCAAAUAAGGGAAACAAAAGUGAAUUGCCGGCCAAAGAUGUUUAUAAACGAAUUGACGCAACUGCGGCAUGGUCCCGUUGAGAAUGGUAAAGAGAACUUGGCGACUCUUCGUUAUGCUUUACAAUAUCAAACUGUUCAAUGGGUUUCCGAGUUUGCGACCGAAACGGGUGAAAAUGAAACUGGCUUGGAACUUGUUGGAUUAACAAUGGUACGAGUCACGGAAAGCAUAUCCAAAAUUUGUACUAUUAAAGAGAAUGCUCCAAGUCAACUGUCAGUUUUGUUAACUAUGCUCAAAGACUGUGUUCAAGCCCUUCAUGGUAUCGCCAACAAUUUUCCGGGCUUGAGUCUCAUUAUGAGGCGAGAUGAUCAUUCGUUGGGCCAUUUGCUCUUAACUUUGUUGACGCUGAAUGAGUGCAGAUAUGAAGAGCACAGGCUGUUACAGAAGUCGGCUCCUGAAAUAAUUGCAAUCCGGGCUGAGAUUUUGAAAAUGGUGCGAGUAAUUGCGGGCGUGUGUGAGCGCUUUUUGCAAGGAACAGGAACGGUACUAGAGAUGAAUGGCGUUGACAAGCUGCUUGCCGAGUUAACUACUAUUGCUUCUCAACGAAACUGCCAACGAUGGUCGCCAAUACUUUCUACUUUGAGAUGCCUAUCAAACGAUCCAACUUUAGAAGAAAAACAAUGCCUGCGUCGAGUUUUGCAAAUAAUUAAUUGUGUCGUCAAUCCAAUCAGUUCGCUUGCUGCAGAUGACAUAUCAGAAGACGGCCAAAGCGUCGAAGAAGAUAUCAAUUGGCAAUGGAGAAUGAAAAUUCGUAGCGAGAUUUAUCAUCAGGGUCUCAAGGAAUAUACAGCGAAAGUCAUCGCAUUAUGUAGCAAAUGCGAUCACAGUUUGGAAAGAUCUACGGAUCCACCCAUUCAAGAUUUAUGGAAUUUGUAUAUUCAAUACAGAGAUGAGGAUUUCCAAGAACUUUGCUCCAAAUUGGGAACAAUAAAAGUCGACAAUGAAAGAUUUAACACAAUAGAGGGUUGUGCAUUGGCCCUAAAAGAAGUAGGGCAUAGCAUUGGGAGCAAGCGAGAACAAAAAAAUCGUGGUGCCGAUCAAACGAUGAUUUUGUCAAUCUUACAAUUACUUCUGCUUAUCCCGGAUCGAGAACAGGCAAUAAGGUUUGCUUAUUUGCGAUUGAUUGAGUCAUGUGUCACGGAAAUUGUCAUGUACCGUGGCGGAGUUUAUCCAAAUUUUGAGAACAAAUUCGUUUUUGAGACGCCGAUAUCGGAAAUGAUUGAAAACUUGACCGAUUCGGAUGUGACUCGUCAUUUGAACAAUGCAAUCGAAGAUAAACAAGUAGCCAUCGCAAGACAACAACAAUAUUGGGCCAAAUUACAAGAAUUUCAAGCUGAGAUUGAAGUUUUGCGGAAACACAUCACGGAUUCGAAAACUCCCUUACCACCAAAAACUCUUUGCAACCUCCCUGCUCCAGACGCAAUCGACGCGACACCAAAGCUUUCUAUACGGGAAAACAGAAAUUUGUCAAAUAUUGCUGAAGAAUCAUCUUUGGUCUCUACAGAUGAUUGCUCUUUAGUUGGUAAAGCAGCACCAAAAAUUGCUCCUGUGACAGGCGGACCUCCUGGGCCACCACCUCCACCACCACCACCACCGCCACCACCACCACCAGGUGUUGCAGCUGUUGUUCGUGGGCCACCAGUUCCACCGCCACCGCCGCCUCUAGGAGCACCGCGAGCACCACCUCCACCUCCUUUACCCGGUGCUGGAGGAGGACCUCCACCACCUCCACCUCCUUUACCCGGUGCUGGAAAAGGACCUCCGCCACCACCGCCUCCAACUGGAUUUGCAAAUCCGUUUUCCGGCCCGACUCUACCUUCGUUUUUGAAAAAGAAGCGUGAAGUCAAAGUCGGAGUGCCGUUAAGAAAAUUGCCUUGGACGUCGAAUGUGAUUCAACCAAAUAAACUGGCUGAAGACUGUUUUUGGGCCAAAACGCAAGAAGAGAAACUCGUAAAUGACUCUUUAUUGAAAGGACUGGAGUUGAAUUUCCCAUCAACUCGACCGGGCGCAAAUGCUCCAGCAUUGAUCGCUGCCAAUCGUGGGUCUCGAGCCGCAAAGCAACCGCAAAUUAUCGACGAUGCUAAGAAUCUCCAAGCUUUGGCUAUUUUAUAUGGCUCCUCUAAAGUGACGCGUGAGGAAUGGGAGCGAAGCAUUUUCGAGAUCGAUGAUUCAAAAAUAUCAGCAACUUUGCUCGAACAGUUGAGGAAUAAUCUUCCACCGCCAGAAAAGAUCAAAGAACUAGCCGAAGCAAAACAAAACGUGUUUGACUUGAUGCCCGAAGGAGAACAAUUUGCAGCCACUUUUGCGAAGAUUCCUAAUCUCCCUACACGACUAGAUCUGAUGAUAUUUCGGCUACGUCUAGAGGAGAUAGUCAAUGAAAUCAAACCGGACAUCACAAAUGUUAUUGAAGCUUGUCGCGAGAUUCGAACCACUCGCCCAUUUCAACAAUUUCUUGAACUCGUUCUCUUGGCUGGAAACAUCAUGGCGGCAAGUGGUCCUGCACAUAAAGAUACCUUUGCUUUUGAAAUGGCCGUUCUUCCGAAAUUAAUUGAUACGAAAGAUGUAGACAACAAGCAAACUUUUCUUCAUUUUCUUAUCGAUCAGAUGAUUAAAACUUCUGGUGAAAAGGCGGCUCGGUUUCCGAUUGAUGGCUUUUAUCAUGUUGUUCUGGCUUCUCGAAUAAACCCCGAUGAAACCUCGAAAGGUGUCCAACAAUUCAAGUCUUCAGUUACAAAGUUAAAUAACUUUAUCACGAACUAUCGACCAUUCCAAAAAAAUGAUCGCUUUAUCGAGGUAAUGGUUCCUUUUUUGAAACAAGCGCAAUCGGAGCUGGAUCGAGUUGAAACGUUAUAUUGCAAAAUGCAAGCUGAUUGGACAGCAGUUACUCAUUACUAUGCUUUCGAUCCAAAGAAAUACAAAAUGGAACAAUUGUUUGAUGAUAUUAAGCGUUUCAAAGGAAAUUAUGAACAAUGUCUACGCGAAAUCGAGGAAUUACGGAUAAAAGAAGAGAAGGAGAGACUUAGAAAAGAAAAAGAAAGUCACAAAUUACGAAACCCACAGAAAACUAUAAUAGCACCUUCAUUGAAGACAGCUCAGGAUACGGCCGGUGUUCUAGACGAAUUGGGCAAACUUUUGGAUAGCGGGAUGUUAACGAAACGGACGCCCCGACCUACUAAAGGGACUACAAACGAGGGUCGCGCUAGAGCAGCAAGGAUGAUCCACCGCCAACGGUCAAGAAUUAGCGAUCUUCAGAUGCCGUAUGCUGGAUUAGAUGAUCUUCGAGUUCCAAAAGAAAGGACAAAGCCAUCGCCUAUAGGGUUACGUGGAACUAAGUCGCCAGGCCAUUUUAUGCAUUCUCCAUUGUCAGCAAAUGCUACCGGGCCAGAUAAAUCGCUUUCUCCUCAAAGUAACUCCCCAAAUGGAAGAAGUGCAACCGGCAGAGAUGCUUCACGCCCUACGCUGUUUACCUUCCCACCACAUCAUCGUUAU
Mesorhabditis belari is the source of this 3921-nucleotide messenger RNA. Lineage: Eukaryota; Metazoa; Nematoda; Chromadorea; Rhabditida; Rhabditidae. The record is from the annotation of a GenBank genome assembly.